AUGUUUGCAACUAUUUACCAAAGAUUAUGUCAAGCAGAGGAAUUGCUGAAAUUUCCAAGAAGUUUCAUCUAUGAGCUGGCCUUGGGGUGUGAAGUUGUGGCAGUUCACAGAAAACUGCAAAAGGAAUCGACUAACGAAACAUGUGGUUUGUUCAUCUUAAAGGGAGAGAUAUCAGUCAUUCAGCAGGAACAAUCAAAAACAUACAGAGCUGGAAGCCUGAUAGGUAUGGAUAACACAAAUGGAAAUAAAGAAUUCCAGAUGGUUGCCAAAGAAAUGUCAGCAGUAGUCAAGUUAACUAAGCAAUCCAUGAAACAUGCCCUGGAAAGUCAUCCAGAAUGUGAAUUAUUGAUUUCAAAGAACUUUUUCAAAACAAACAGUUAAUGGUAGCAACAACAAUUACC
Molecule: messenger RNA, 401 nt
Organism: Lingula anatina
Lineage: Eukaryota; Metazoa; Brachiopoda; Lingulata; Lingulida; Lingulidae
Molecular function (GO): intracellularly cyclic nucleotide-activated monoatomic cation channel activity; protein-containing complex binding
Source: RefSeq, a predicted model, not a curated record